Betta splendens (Siamese fighting fish) is the source of this 3594-nucleotide messenger RNA. Its product is annotated as frizzled-6-like. The transcript is spliced from 8 exons. Gene Ontology annotation, cellular component: plasma membrane. The coding region runs from base 398 to 2527 and encodes 709 amino acids. The record is from RefSeq and is a predicted model, not a curated record. Gene Ontology annotation, molecular function: Wnt-protein binding; Wnt receptor activity. NCBI's taxonomy places the organism in Eukaryota, Metazoa, Chordata, Actinopteri, Anabantiformes, Osphronemidae. Gene Ontology annotation, biological process: canonical Wnt signaling pathway; non-canonical Wnt signaling pathway.
CCAAUUUCCAGUGAACGCAGCUUCAGGUCGGACGCCAGAAGACGCAGGGACUGGUCGUUGGCGGAGCCUUUGCAGGAAACACGCUUCCAAGUUUCCCACAGAACUACUACCACGUCCGUGUGUGUACUCAGCUGUUACGUUACGUCUUGACCAGAUGACGAUAGUCAUUUGUGACCCUCAGUCGCAUCCUGGGCCGGCGCGGGGCUGAUGGGAAGGUUCCAGCAGCGGCGGCGCCCACCCGUUCCCCCCGUGAUGUCCUCAGGGGGAGUGAGACGUGGAUGACGGCCUGAGCCAGAGGAAUUCCACACUCGGGCCAAGGAAGCCUCGCCGCGCUGCAGAGACCAACCCGUUCUGGUUGUAGAGAGCAGCAGACGCUCGCCGCCGCUGGGCCGUCGCCAUGCCGAUGCCACGACCGCUGUGGCUGUGGCUGUGGCUGUUGCUGCCGCUGGUGUGGCUGGGAGGCUGCGGCGCCCACAGCCUGUUCACCUGUGAGCCAAUCAGAGUGCACCGGUGCCUGGGGAUGUCCUACAACAUGACCUUCUUCCCCAACAUGAUGGAACACUAUGACCAGGAUGCCGCAGCCGGCCUCAUGGAGCCUUUCAUGCCCCUGGUGAACCUGCGCUGCUCCCCCGCCGUCCACCACUUCCUGUGCCAGGCCUUCGUCCCAGAAUGCACCGAGGAGAGCAACGUGAUCCGCCCGUGCCGGGAGCAGUGCGAGGCCGUGCUGUCCGACUGCGAGGAGCACAUCCGAGUCUUCGGCGUCAGCUGGCCUCCUGAGCUCCAGUGCGACAAACUGGACCUGUGUAGCUCCACUGCUGCUUCAGUGGAAGCAGCAGCUACGACCCCCAUGAUCUCUUCAUCUGCUAAGAGGGAGCUGGGUUUCUGGUGCCCGCUGCAGCUAAAGACCAAACCGGGUCAGGGCUCGUCCUUCCUGGGCGCCCAGGACUGCGCCCCGCCCUGCUCCAACAUGUACUUCAAACGCCACGACGUUGAAUUCGCCAAGCGCUUCAUCGGCGUGUGCUCCAUCAUCUGCCUGGGCGCCACUCUCUUCACCUUCCUCACCUUCCUGAUCGACGUCAAGCGCUUCCGCUACCCCGAGCGCCCCAUCAUCUUCUACGCCGUGUGCUACAGCCUGGUCUCGCUCAUGUACUUCGUGGGCUUCCUGCUGGGCAACACCGCGGCCUGCGCGGCGCCGGCCCACCCCGCGGGCGUGGACACGGUGGUGUUGGGCUCGCAGAGCAAAGGCUGCACCCUGCUCUUCAUGCUGCUCUACUUCUUCUCCAUGGCCGGUAUUGUCUGGUGGGUCAUACUCACCAUCACCUGGUUCCUGGCAGCUGGGCCCAAGUGGAGCUGUGAGGCUAUUGAGAAGAAAGCGGUAUGGUUCCACACCACCGCCUGGGGGAUCCCCGGGGCUCUGACGGUUAUGCUUCUCGCCCUGAACAAAGUCGAAGGGGACAACAUCAGCGGGGUCUGCUUCGUGGGACUCUACGACCUGGACGCCCUGCGCUAUUUCGUCCUGGCGCCGCUGUGCGUCGGCGUGGUGGUGGGCCUCUUCCUCAUCCUGGCCGGCAUCGUUUCGCUCAACCACGUCCGGCAGGUGAUUCAGCACGACGAGCGCAACCAGGAGAAGCUGAAGAAGUUCAUGAUCCGCAUCGGCGUGUUCAGCUGCCUCUACCUAGUGCCGCUGGUCACGCUGUUGGCCUGCUACACCUACGAGCAGAGUCACCGCGUCAGCUGGGAAAACACCUGGAUCAAUGACCGAUGUCAGGAGUACAGCAUCCCCUGCUCCUACAAGACAACUGAGCACGACCGUCCUGACCUCUCCCUGUUCCUGGUGAAAUACUUGAUGACUCUAGUAGUUGGCAUAUCUGCAGUCUUCUGGGUUGGCAGCAAAAAGACGUGCUCGGAAUGGGCCUAUUUCUUCAACAGGACCCGCAAGAGAGAUCCUAUCAGCGAGAGCCGCCGUGUGCUCCAGGAGUCCUGCGAGUUCUUCCUCAAGCACAACAGCCGGGUCCAGCACAAGAAGAAGCACUACAGCCCAAGAUCCCGUAAGCUCAAGGUCAUCUCUAAGUCCAUGGGCACAAGCACAGGAGCUGCACAGCCCGGCGCCUCCCCUGCUGCCGCCUCGACCAGUAAAGGAGCCUCCGCCUUGGACAACCACGAGCCCCACGUGCAGGGCUCCCUGUCUGAGGCGUCAGCCAGGGAGCAUCUGGAGAGGGGCAGCUCCAGCCGAAGCUCCAGGAGGGUGGAGAGGGAACGCGAGAGGGAGAGGGAAGGGGGAGAGAGACGUAGCAAGGGCGGGAGCUCCAGCAAGGUCAGCAGCCGCUCAGAAAGCAUGCACAGGGUCCCAGACGGAAGGGUGACUCCAAGGAGUGAAGUGUCAGACGCCAGGCAGAAUCCCAGUGGACAGCAACCUCCGGCUUCAAACCUUCCACUAGGCAGCAGCAGCAGCAUCCAAGGCUCCACCUUCCAACUGGAGCGCGAGGCGCCUACGGAGAGCAAGGACACAAAGGACAUGGGCUGCUGAGACAUUUGAACCUGUCUUGGACAUCACUGAGACAGCGGUCAUGUGCUGAUUGGUGCACCCAUUCAUUAGUAUAAGCUCCAUACAUGAGCUUAUGAUUGUACGUUCCACAUUAUAGUCAGUGAAUGUAAAUCACCAGCUAAAGGAACUGUACCUUAGUUAUUCCAAAGUGAUGCUGGACCAGAAUCUGUGCAGACUACAGAUUGUUUUGGGGGGUUGAUUGUGUCUUUUAGUUGUACUGAGCUACUGUGCACAGACACUAGUGAACAUGUAUUUAUGUUAAUGCUCUUACACUGUAGCAGUCACUGCACUGGGUAUGUUACAAAGAUCAUGGCUUGGCCAAGUGUGCAACCUAAGCACAGUGAAUAUCCUUCCUGGAUGGGGUGGUUUAUUUUCUAGCUUUCAUUACUUACAUUGCUACUUUGAAAUGCUUUUGAUAAAAUGCAUACUUGUUGUUUUUUAUAAUAGUUUUUUAGUUUUUUCAUAAAACCCGUGCUUUUGUUUUUGCUGCAGAGGUUGGACUUGGAUAAAGUCGUACCAUCAUUUGACUUUUCCCUCCUCUUCAAAGCACCUGCAGAUGUACGUCUAUUUGUGUUGGUGCAUUCAUCACUAGUGUAAAACGUUCUGAAUCUAAUUGAGGAAACGGAUCAAACAGUCUUUGCACUAUUUGUUGUUACAAGCACAAACCACUAAUUAUUAAGCACAACUAGUUUUAUAAUUUGGGGAUUUCUUCAGGGUGUAUUUAUACUGUAUGGCUCUCAGACCACAUAUCGUCUUCAAGCAUUUCCAGAACUCUUUGAUUUGUUUGAGCCUCUGUCCUACUGAACUGUCUGUUAUGCGUCUUUCUUUAAGUUUUGUUACCUUUUGUAUUUGAGGGCAAAGUGUCCGUAACACUAAUGAAAGGGAAUCGUGUCAGUCCAUUUCCACUGUGUUCUCACGCUGCCAUGUAAACAGGCCUGUUGCUGAUGAUGUGUUCAGAUACAGUGUAAUCCGUGAAAUGCUUUAUACAGUUCUGAGAGCUGUUCACUACUUUUACGUGUCUUUUCAAUAAAAUUGUGUGAAAUGAACAA